AUGGAGGAAUACAACAAAAAGAGAGACGAUAUGAAACAUCAUGAACGCACCGAACCCGACAAGGGGGUCAGGAUGCCGAUGGAAAUGGGCACCUUACAGCGCCGGCUCAAGUCCCGCCAUAUUCAAUUCCUUGCUCUCUCUGGGGCUAUUGGGACUGGACUCUUUGUGGGCACAGGUCAGAUCCUUUCGCUGGCUGGGCCAUUAUCGAUGGUGCUCGCGUAUCUCAUCACGGGAUUUAAUCUCUACGCGGUGAUCAACAGCAUGGGUGAAAUGGCGACCUGGCUUCCAUUACCUGGCGCCGUUCCCGUGUAUGCAUCUCGAUUUGUUGAUGAGGCCCUGGGCUUUACUCUGGGAUGGAACUAUUGGUAUCAAUUUGCUAUUGGUGUUCCGAUUGAAAUAAGUGCAGCUGCUCUUGUGAUCGACUACUGGCCUAACAACAUUUCCUCGGCCGUGUGGAUUACGGUACUCUAUGUGAGUAUUUUCGCCCUCAACUGCCUUCCUGUUCGGAUCUAUGGUGAACUCGAGUUUGUGCUUGGCUCGAUAAAGCUCUUAACUAUUGUGGGUUUGAUGUUGCUCAUGCUCAUCAUCACGCUCGGCGGAGCUCCGACACAUGACCGGAUAGGGUUCCGCUACUGGAAAAACCCGGGUCCUAUGAAUACCUAUCUAGAGGAUGGAUCCUUAGGGCGCUUUCUGGCGUUUUGGAAAGUUUUUAUUCAGGCAACUUUCAGCUACGGGGGUAGUGAAAUGGUUGUCAUCGCCGCAGGAGAGACAGAAAAUCCGCGGCGGAAUAUCCCCAAAGCCGUGCGGCGUGUUUUCUGGCGAAUUGCCAUCUUUUAUGUUGGCAGUGUUUUCCUUGUCGGUCUAUGUGUCUCAUCUCAAGAUCAUAGGCUGCUCAACGCCAUUGAUGCCGGCGCGGCAGGCGUGGGGGCAAGCCCUUUUGUCAUUGCAAUCGAGAAUGGCGGUAUUCCGGUGCUACCAUCCAUCAUCAACGCCGUUGUUCUCACAUCGGCAUUUUCAGCUGGCAAUUCUUUCUUUUAUGCCUCGACUCGAAUACUAUAUUCCACGGCAUUGGAUGGGAAAGCGCCUCGGCUGCUCCGAUUCGAGAAAUUUGGAGUUCCAUAUGCCUGUGUUGCGAUCACUGCUGCUCUGAGCUUACUUGUGUACCUCAAUGUUGCAUCAAGCUCAGCUGAAGUCUUUUUCUGGAUUAGCAACCUGAGCUCUGUGAGCACAUUGAUCGUGUGGUCUUCAAUUGCUGCGACAUAUGUUCGUUUCUAUCAAGGACUUAAACACCACGGCAUCCCGCGGUCCACUCUUCCAUUCCAGUCACCUUUCCAGCCGUUCCUGGCCUACUUUGCAAUAGUAUUCUCCUUGAAUGUGGCAUUCUUUAAUGGCUUUGAUGCUUUCUUUCCUGGUCAUUUCAGUGCCAAGACCUUUAUCCCGCCUUACAUUGACAUUCCCAUAUUUGCUUGUCUUUUUCUAGGUUACAAAUUCCUGAAAAGAACAAAGUUUGUCAAGGUAGAGGACAUGGAUUUCUGGUCUGGAAAAGAAGAGAUUGACCGACUAGAAUCCGUGUGGGAAGAGCCAAAGCCUCGCAACUUUCUUGGUACGUUCACCUCUUUCUUUUUCUUCCUUUGGCAGCUUAUUACAGAUACUGACGCACAUCCCACAGAGCGAAUAUGGUUCUGGAUUGCGUGA
Messenger RNA from Penicillium concentricum, 1695 nucleotides. RefSeq names its product Amino acid/polyamine transporter I. Gene Ontology annotation, molecular function: amino acid transmembrane transporter activity. The coding region runs from base 1 to 1695 and encodes 564 amino acids. Gene Ontology annotation, cellular component: membrane. Gene Ontology annotation, biological process: amino acid transmembrane transport. NCBI's taxonomy places the organism in Eukaryota, Fungi, Ascomycota, Eurotiomycetes, Eurotiales, Aspergillaceae. The transcript has a single exon. The record is from RefSeq and is a predicted model, not a curated record.